AUGGCUGGGAGGAGUCACACCGUAGCGACAGAGUUCUUCCUUACUGUGUUCGCUGAACAUCCCGAGGGGGAGGGGUCUCCUCUCUUUCUGGUCUUUUUGGGUUUCUAUAUACUCACUCUGCUGGGGAACUGGGGAAUGAUCUUCCUGACCCGCAAAGAUCGCCGGCUCCACACCCCCAUGUACUUCUUCCUCAGCCGCCUUUCCUUCGGGGACGUCUGCUAGACCUCCGCCAUCGUCCCCCAGAUUCUGGCAGCGCUGCUGGAACACGGCAGAGGCAUCUCCAAAGCGCGCUGUGCCGCCCACUUCUUCCUCUUCACCUUCUUUGCUCCCAUCGACUGCUGCCUCUUGGCGAUCAUGGCCUAUGACCGCUACGUGGCCGUGUGCCGACCGCUGCUUUAUGUCACCAUCAUGACCGAGAAGGCCCGCUUGGGUUUGGUAGCUGGGGCUUAUGUUGCUGGUUUUUCCAGCGCCUUUAUUCGAACGGUCACCGCCUUCACGCUCUUCUUUUGUGGAAACAAUGAGAUCAACUUUAUUUUCUGUGACCUACCCCUUCUGUUAAAACUCGCUGGUGGGGAAAGCUACACCGAGGAGGUGGUGAUUAUUGUGUUCGCCGUUUUUGUCAUGCCUGCUUGUAUAUCGCUCAUCUUGGUUUCCUACCUGUUCGUCAUCGUGGCCAUCAUGCAGGUCUGCUCUGCCUGGGGCCAGGCCAAGACCUUCUCUACCUGCGCCUCCCACCUCACUGCUGUUACUCUCUUCUUUGGGACCCUCAUCUUUAUGUACCUGCGAGAUAAUUCGGGCCAGUCCUCGGAGGCAGACCAAGUGGUGUCCGUGCUCUACACAGUGGCGACCCCAAUGUUGAACGCCCUCAUCUACAGCCUGAGGAAUAAGGAGGUCAAGGAGUCUGUUGUGAAAUCCCUGAGCCGAUCAAAGGCUUCUGGAAGGCCCUAG
Molecule: messenger RNA, 948 nt
Organism: Eubalaena glacialis (North Atlantic right whale)
Lineage: Eukaryota; Metazoa; Chordata; Mammalia; Artiodactyla; Balaenidae
Product: olfactory receptor 9Q2-like
Exons: 1
Biological process (GO): sensory perception of smell; G protein-coupled receptor signaling pathway
Cellular component (GO): membrane
Molecular function (GO): odorant binding; olfactory receptor activity; G protein-coupled receptor activity
Source: RefSeq, a predicted model, not a curated record